AUGCUCAAAGCAUAUACAGAGAAAUCAGCUUUGCUGUUUAAGCACAAUGUGAAAGUGAAAGCCCAGGAAAUUGAGCAGAACGUCUUGCGCGUCAACAAUGAGGACCUGAACAUGAAAUACAGAAACCUCCAGAGGUCACACAAGAAGGUCGAAGCCGAGAUGGCUGCCUUGAGAAAGGCAAACCAGGAACUCAAACAACUGAAAGAACCCUGUGUUGAGGAGCAAGGUGUAGAGAUGGCUGCUUUGCGUGAGACAAAUCAGGAACUCCAACAACAGAAGCAGCGUUGUGUGGAGGAGAAGGAUAAAGAGAUAGCUGCCUUGCUGAAGGAAAACAAAACACUGAAACAAGAGAAGGAGCGUUGUGUUGAGGAGAAAGAUGCAAAGACGGCCGCCUUGCAAAAGACUAACCAAGAACUCAAACAACAAAAGGAGCGUUGUCUUGAGGAGAAAUCUGUAGAGAUAGCUGCUCUGCGUGAGAGAAACCAGGAACUCCAACAACAAAAGGAUCAUUGUGUUGAGGACAAAGCUGUAAAGAUAGCUGAUUUGCGUGAGAGAAACCAGGAACUCAAACAACUGAAGGAGCGUUGUGUUAAGGAGGAGGCAAAGAUGGCCGCCUUGCAAACAACAAACCAGGAACUCAAACAACAAAAGUUGCGUUGCGUUGAGGAGAAAGAUGCAGAGAUAGCUGCUUUGCUGAAGGAAAACCAAACACUGAAGCAAGAGAAGGUGCGUUGUGUUGAGGAGAAGGUGGACAAGAAGGAGGAUGUGGAGGUGAAAGUGGAGGUGGAAGUGAGGCAUGAUGUUAAAAUGAAUGCCCUGAAAAUUGAGCAGAAAAUCUUGCGCGGAAACAAUGAGGAACUGAACAUGAAAUAUGGAAAGCUCCUCAAGAUGCACGAGAAGGACAAAGCAGUGAUGGCCACCUUGAGAAAGGUGGGCUUUCGUUUUGUGAGAGGUAAAGGAUCUAAUGGAAGAUCGUACCUGACACCAGAAUUACAUCUGUGCAAAUCAAGCAGCCUCCUCCGGAGCCAAAAGCUGAAGUCAGAGCUGCCUUAA
Molecule: messenger RNA, 1053 nt
Organism: Trematomus bernacchii (emerald rockcod)
Lineage: Eukaryota; Metazoa; Chordata; Actinopteri; Perciformes; Nototheniidae
Product: trichohyalin-like
Exons: 2
Coding region: 1-1053 (350 amino acids)
Source: RefSeq, a predicted model, not a curated record